Molecule: messenger RNA, 1192 nt
Organism: Phycomyces blakesleeanus NRRL 1555(-)
Lineage: Eukaryota; Fungi; Mucoromycota; Mucoromycetes; Mucorales; Phycomycetaceae
Exons: 6
Coding region: 43-1125 (360 amino acids)
Cellular component (GO): catalytic step 2 spliceosome
Molecular function (GO): RNA binding; protein binding
Source: RefSeq, a predicted model, not a curated record
CCAACCUUCUAGGGCUGUUUUUUAAAAAGGACGAUUCACACCAUGACCGAAAAGAGAAAAGAUUCACCCAAUCCACCCAACACAGGCUCAUUGAUAAAGCGGUCCAAGCAAGAAAGUGAUAAUGACAGCUCACUCAUAACUCUCUCGAGCGAGAGAUCCGGUACAAACCAUGCUAUUGUUGGUACAGUUAGACGUACAUCAAGUCUAGAUGCUCCUGUAAUGCAACUUUCUGGUCAUCAGGGUGAAAUAUUUGCAUGCGAGUUUGAUCCUAGUGGUGAACAUAUUGCUUCUGCUUCAUUUGACAGACAAAUCUUAUUAUGGAAUACAUAUGGAGAGAGCAAGAAUUAUGGCGUUUUGAAGGGUCACACCAAUGCGGUUAUGGAUGUACAUUGGUCUCGCGAUGCAAGCCAGUUGUUCAGUUGUUCGGCUGACAAAACAGUUGGUAUAUGGGAUGCUAAGACGGGAGAGAGGAUUCGGCGGUGGAAGGGACACAGUAUGGUAGUUAACAGCUGUCAAGUGGCGAGAAGAGGGCCUGAAAUGGUUGUGUCUGGUAGCGAUGAUGGUUGCAUAAAGCUCUGGGACAGUCGAGAGAAAGAAGCCACUCAAACCUUUGAAGACAAGUAUCAGGUCACAAGUGUCUGCUUCAGUGAUGCAGGAGAUAUGGUUUACUCGGGUGGUCUUGAUAAUGAAAUCAAAGUAUGGGAUCUACGCAAGAGAGCUGUUUCCUAUACUCUCUCGGGUCAUAUUGAUACUAUUUCUGGAAUGUCUUUGAGCCAUGACGGUUCCUAUUUACUCUCAAAUGCCAUGGACAACACAGUGCGCAUCUGGGAUGUCAAACCAUUUUCACCCGCAGAUCGCUGUAUUAAGGUGUUUGAGGGCGCACCUCAUGGAUUCGAAAAGAACUUGAUUAAGCCCUGUUGGUCAACCAAUGAUACACAGAUCGCAUGUGGUUCUGCAGACAGAACUGCUGUUGUUUGGGAAGUUGAUUCUGGAAAGAUUCUUUACAAAUUACCAGGUCACAAGGGUAGUGUUAAUGAUGUAGACUGGCAUCCCAAGGAACCCAUUCUCAUGAGUUGCAGUACUGAUAAAACCAUAUUUCUUGGUGAAGUUAAACCAACCAUUUAAAACUGAACAAAAUCCAAAGAAAGAUCCCCUAAACCAUUAAAUAAAACAUUCUCUUCUUUUACUGUAU